AUAUAUAAAAAAAAUCUUGUUGCCCAAGUAUAAAAGCAAUCCUCAUUGAAUUCUUCGUCAGUUCGUUAAAGUUAUUUCACUACAACACAACUUGUUUGGUGCACUGAAGUUUGAACUAUCACUUGACACAAAUAUUUACUUAUUUCAAAAUGAAGACAGCAUUUGUGUUAAUAGCCCUGGCGAUAGUAUUUGUGGCUGCUGAAGAGAAAUACACUACAAAAUACGAUAAUAUCGAUGUAGAUGAAAUUUUAAAAUCCGAUCGCCUGUUUAACAACUAUUUCAAAUGUCUGGUCGAUACUGGAAAGUGCUCUCCCGAAGGCCGUGAGCUUAAGAAAUCCCUACCUGAUGCCCUGAAAACCGAAUGCAGCAAGUGUAGCGAAAAACAAAAGGCCAACACCGACAAAGUUAUACGCUUCAUUAUAGAUAAUAAGCCAGCUGAAUGGAAGGAGUUGCAAGCUAUAUAUGAUCCCGAAGAGACUUACAUUAAACGCUACAAAAAUCAAGCUGACAAAGCUGGAAUCAAAAUUUAAAGAAAAACUAUCUACUAUUUCUCAUAGCAAACUUAAUUAAAACAAAAUCUGUAUGAAAGUGUGAAUAUAUUUAAUCGAUUAAAAUAAAACCUAUCGCAUAUAUGUAAAUAUACGGACAUUUAAAACGAUUG
This is a messenger RNA of Drosophila innubila, 661 nucleotides long. RefSeq names its product ejaculatory bulb-specific protein 3 (gene EbpIII). The transcript has 2 exons. NCBI's taxonomy places the organism in Eukaryota, Metazoa, Arthropoda, Insecta, Diptera, Drosophilidae. The record is from RefSeq and is a predicted model, not a curated record. The coding region runs from base 150 to 530 and encodes 126 amino acids.